AAAUUUGCGAAUAUCGCACGUCCAACGUCAAGCCAACUUUAUGGCAGUGUGUGGUAAACCAGGGAAUGUGUAGCUAGCUUGAGGAGUUAUCAGCUUUAAUAUCCUCGACCUUCGGGUGCCUGGUUUAGGCAAGGAGCCUUUUCUACCCAAUUCUUACUUGUAGUUGAAAAUGUCCGUGUUCUCGGAGCCUGCUUUGGAGAAGAAAUUAUCAGAACUGAGUAACUCCCAGCAGAGCGUGCAGACCCUUUCACUGUGGCUCAUCCACCACAGAAAACACUCCAAAACCAUCGUCAAAGUCUGGUAUAACGAGCUGAAGAAAGCCCAAGUGUCCCGUAAGCUGACCUUCCUGUAUCUUGCAAAUGAUGUCAUACAGAAUAGCAAGAGGAAAGGACAAGAGUUCACACAAGAUUUUUCCCCAGUUAUUGUUGAUGCUUUUAAACAUGUCUCCAGUGAAGGAGACGAGAGCUGUAAGAAACAGUUAGGUAGAGUUUUGUCCAUCUGGAAAGAUGAAGGCAAGAACCACCUGACGCAAAGCUACAGCUCGUUAGCUCAGCAUUCUACAAUAAUCGUACCAACAAAAUCUAUAAUCGUUGCAUCCCUAUCUCAGACUGCAGAUCUGAUCCGAGCACUACAGGAGCUUGAGAACGCAGCCUCCAGUGACGCAGCUCUCCGCCAGAGGAUCUCUGCUCUACCCCCAGAGGUGCAGGACACCUCCCUUUUGCACAAAGUUACAGAUAAAGAGUCAGGGGAGCGUCUUUCUCGGUUGGUGGAAGAGGCCUGCAUGCUUCUAGCUGACUACAGCGGGCGGCUGGCGGCAGAGAUUGAUGAUCGGCGGCAGCUCACACGCACGCUUGCUGUCUUUUUGCAGAGUCAGAGAGACGGCCUGGCCCAGAAUGAGCAGAAACUAGAAGAAUACAAGCGCAAAUUGGCCCGGGUGUCCCAGGUACGGAAGGAGCUGCGUUCUCGUCUCAGCAGUCUCCCAGACCUCUCUAGGCUCCCUAAUGUUUCAGGUGGCCAUGUUCGCCUGCCCUCCUCCGGCGAUCUUUAUAGCCCCUCUGAUUGAGCUGGACUCUCACCCCAUCACCUCUCUCCUGGUCCUCUGGCUUUCUUUUUUAUUUUCUAAGAGUUGACAUCACAUAGCCACUAUACUGUUAGUGGAUGUGCCCAAUAUGCAGUCCAUGGCUGCCUGAGUGUUUCACUGAUGAGCACCAUCACUUGAAUUCAUUGUUCCCCAUUGUAAUGGAAAAAGUAUUGUUCGAGUAGGGUGACCAUUCUGGACACGUCCUGGCUGGGAUUCCUAAAUUGCCUAAAAUGUCGGGGUUUUGGCUUGCUUUUCUUAUUGACUUGCUCUCAUUGUGCAGGCAUUGUACAUAAUCGACCAAGGUGAGAACUACAGAAAAUAGUCAAAGCAGUGCAAAUACACGUGUGAGGACUGUAAAGAGCAUGUCAAUAGGAAAAUAAAGCCAAAAUUUAGCUGUUUUAGGCCAUUUAGACAUCCUGGCCAGUAUGUCUGGGAAAAAGAGGACAUCUGAUCACCCACAUUCAAGUGCAUUGGAAUCAAUGCAGUCAUUUAAACGAUAGACGUUGUUCUUGAAAAACAAGAUGAGUCAGUAGAACAACUUCUGAUUUUUUCCUUUUUUAUUGCUUUGUUUUGGAAGCUUCCAUAAAAGCAAGUCACCAAAUUUUAAAAUAGACGUCCUACUCAACAGAUAAACAUCUGCAAUGGUAAAUUGCUUAACAAACAGACAUUAUAUGGCAGUUUGGUUUGAUAAUACCCAUCUGUUCUUCAGUCUGUAGGUUUCUCUCCAGCUCCUCUCUUACUCAUUUGAUAGUACUUCAGAUCUCCAGAUUUGUGGUGAUGUUAUUUUUCUAUUUUUGCAGUGAAUAUUCAUUUCAGUGCAGCAUCUUAUAAUCAGCUGCGGUAUUUUAGUGCGGCAGUCAUAUCAACGGACCCCUUUUGUAAACUGAAGGUUACAUGUGCUAUAGUUAAUGUAGUUAUAAGAGCUUUGCAGUGAGCAAAGAGAUGUUUUCCCUUUCGGGUUUGUGCUUACCAGCAUACAUUGCUCCAAUAGUAGAGUAUACCUUGUAAUAUUCAUAUUUGAAUCUCUUUAGGUUUAUUUCAUUGUAAUUAUGGAAUCAUGACCAAGAAGUAAACCUCUCUGAAUCACAAUUUCAGAUGCCUCAAAAGGUCAGCGGUCGUUCACACCAUUGAUCAAACAAAUUCAAAUAUGUUAUCUG
Sinocyclocheilus anshuiensis is the source of this 2238-nucleotide messenger RNA. Its product is annotated as regulation of nuclear pre-mRNA domain-containing protein 1A-like. The transcript is spliced from 7 exons. The record is from RefSeq and is a predicted model, not a curated record. Gene Ontology annotation, molecular function: RNA polymerase II complex binding. Gene Ontology annotation, biological process: mRNA 3'-end processing. NCBI's taxonomy places the organism in Eukaryota, Metazoa, Chordata, Actinopteri, Cypriniformes, Cyprinidae. Bases 170 to 1063 code for a protein of 297 amino acids.